Molecule: messenger RNA, 1583 nt
Organism: Phialemonium atrogriseum
Lineage: Eukaryota; Fungi; Ascomycota; Sordariomycetes; Cephalothecales; Cephalothecaceae
Product: TTL domain-containing protein
Exons: 1
Coding region: 165-1583 (472 amino acids)
Biological process (GO): protein modification process
Cellular component (GO): P-body
Source: RefSeq, a predicted model, not a curated record
CAUCCCCUUAUGCGACUCAUUGCUGCCAUUGAGGUCAUCAACUCUAUGGAAUUCAGAUCCAGUCAUCUCACGAUUCCUCGCCAAGCAACUCUCCCUCCAGAAAUAGGGAACCACGACUCCCGCUGAAGGACAAAAGAAGCUCAGGCACACCGAGCUAAGAAACAAUGCACGUGUAUAUAGAAGGGGCGUGCCCCUGGUUGGACGAGCACAUCAAGUCGUUUAUUCGAAACCACGUUUCAGAGGCCAACUUCAUCGACGACUUUGACAAGUUCCCGACGGACGCACCGACCAUUUUCCAGUUCUGCAACGGCUGGGAACUGAAUCGCAAUUUUGCCGUCCUCAAUGGCGCAGACACGGCACUCAUCAACGCCUACCCCAACAGCGAUGCCCUGGCCCGGAAGGACUAUCUCGCCAGGGUCGUGGAAUUGUGGACGGCGAAAAGGCCGGACAGCAUCCUAAAGAGACACUCCCCGCUCACGGUGCGGCUGUCUCUCGACUACGCCGAGUAUGUUGAUGACGCCCUGAUGGCUGCAGAUGAUCUCACGCUGUUAUACUCACUGGAGGAGAACGCGGAAAAGGCAGCGUCUGAACGUGAGUGGUGGAUCCUCAAACCUGCGCUGGUUGAUUGUGGCGCCGGCAUUCGAAUUUUCAGCACCAUGGAAGAGCUUGCCAGCCAUCUCGAGCUUGUUGAGUAUGACGUCGAUGACGAGGAUGAGGAGGAGCUCUCCGAGGAAGGGCAGGGAUGGGACGGAAAACCCGGUGAUACGAACGGGUUCUCUCCGACCUUGUCGCUCCCUGGUCUGGACUCUCUAGAUGGACUGAUUGGUGCCACUGGGGCCAUGACACUCAAUGGGAGUUUCGGGAAGAAAGCCAAGAAGCCGCAGUACGUGUUCAAGGAGAACGGACGCAUACCUUCAGCUCAGAUGCGCGAAUUCGUCGCGCAGAGGUACAUUGUCUCUAUUCCGCUGCUGGAGAAGAGAAAGUGGCACGUCCGGGCCUAUGUCCUUUCUGUCGGGCGUCUCAAGGUCCACGUCUUCCGGGAGAUGCUCGCGCUCCUGGCCGUGGAGGAUUACGAGCCGCCCUGGGAUAACCCUAGCCUCAGGUCAUCCCUGACCAACACGGCACUACAGGACGAAGACGAGUUCGUGAGCAAGGAAUCGAUGCGAGACUUUUGGGCGACCCCUGACGAUUUGCUACCCGGAGACUGGAAGAAUCGCAUUUUCGAUCAGAUCUGCGGCAUCUCGGCCGAGCUGUUCCGCGCAGCUGCCCAUACAAUGGCCGACAAAUUCACGACCAUGGACAAAUGCUUCGAGUUGUUUGCUUUGGAUUUCCUCAUCGACACAAAUGGGUCGGCGUGGCUCUUGGAAGUGAACGAGACACCGGCUUUCUACGAGCACGGGGUAGCAGGUCCGGUAGCGCUGCGCCUUAUGGAAUCGGUCAUUUGUGUUGCUAUGGAGCACAUGGGCAAAGCUCAGGUCGGUGAUGCUCGGAAUGCAGUUGCCAGACGCAGAAUGGUGGAAGUGCUGGACGAGACCGAGAAACUCGCGAAGAGCAACAUCACGGAGAUCUUGCCCGAAAGCUAG